This is a messenger RNA of Cladophialophora immunda, 402 nucleotides long. RefSeq lists its product as uncharacterized. The coding region runs from base 1 to 402 and encodes 133 amino acids. The record is from RefSeq and is a predicted model, not a curated record. NCBI's taxonomy places the organism in Eukaryota, Fungi, Ascomycota, Eurotiomycetes, Chaetothyriales, Herpotrichiellaceae. The transcript has a single exon.
AUGCCUCUUGAGCAGAAAGAAUUCUCCCUCCCGCCACCACAUCCACCGCCUGGGACGCCUGUUGACCCGGACGCAGUGAGGCCAUGGCACUCAAUAGGGCCUGGAAUUUGGGAAUUGCUGCUCAAUGGCAGCAGAGAUUCAGAGGAGAAGUCUGUCCUCCAGUGGUACGAGCCAAAUGCAGUAUCCGUUACCGACGGCGCAAUAACUCAUCCUUAUGUCGAAGAAGUUUGUCUCCUCCAGGGAGGUCUCGAGGAUCUCACACUGAGGCAGGCCUGGUCGACAGGGGCAUACGCAUACCGCUAUCCGGGCAUGGAACACGGGCCGUACAAGGCUUCGCCCACGGGUUGUUUGAUGUUCGUCAAGUUAUUAUCUGCGAGCAGACCUGUGGACCUAUCUACUUGA